Molecule: messenger RNA, 1905 nt
Organism: Carica papaya (papaya)
Lineage: Eukaryota; Viridiplantae; Streptophyta; Magnoliopsida; Brassicales; Caricaceae
Gene: GLCNAC1PUT2
Product: N-acetylglucosamine-1-phosphate uridylyltransferase 2
Biological process (GO): UDP-N-acetylglucosamine biosynthetic process
Molecular function (GO): UDP-N-acetylglucosamine diphosphorylase activity
Source: RefSeq, a predicted model, not a curated record
AAACUGGUUGUUACUCACUGAUUGAUGCCUGUCUUCCUCGCCACUGUUCCUCUCCCACUCUCAAUCUUCCGCUAUUAAGCCAAAUCAACCAGACCUCGAGAUCUAGAGCAGAAACAGUGUAGAAUCAGAGACUGCAUCUUCUUCGUUCCUGUUCAGAAACAGAAAAUGAGGGAACCAACUAUGGACAGAGAAAACGGAGCAUCGCCACCGCCACCGCAGGCCUUGCUGGAGAGGCUCAAGGAUUAUGGCCAGGAAGACACUUUCUCUCUCUGGGAUGAGCUCUCCCCCGAAGAGCGCGACCUUCUCGUCAAGGACAUGGAGACUUUGGAUCUUUUGAGAAUAGAUCGGAUCAUUCGAUGUUCACUUAGAUCUCAAGCCCUACCAGUGGCGGCCAUAGAACCUGUUCCAGAGAGUAGCGUGUCCACAGUGGAAGAGAGAACAAUGGAGGAGAGAGAAAGAUGGUGGAAAAAGGGACUGAAGGCUAUCUAUGAAGGAAAGUUGGCUGUGUUGCUUCUAUCCGGUGGCCAGGGAACUAGGCUUGGAAGUUCAGAUCCAAAGGGAUGUUUCAAUAUUGGACUUCCAUCGGGAAAGUCGCUCUUUCAACUCCAAGCUGAGCGAAUUUUGUGUGUUCAGAGGCUUGCUUCUCUGGCAAUGAGUGAGGGUUCUGCUGCAUCGUCAGUCACAAUACAUUGGUAUAUAAUGACCAGUCCAUUCACCGAUGAAGCUACACGCAAAUUUUUUGAGAGUCAUAAAUUCUUUGGUCUCGAAGCAGAUCAAGUAACUUUCUUCCAGCAAGGUACAAUACCCUGCAUUUCAAAGGAUGGCAGAUUUAUCAUGGAAACUCCAUUCAGAGUGGCUAAAGCUCCCGAUGGAAAUGGGGGAGUAUAUACAGCUCUGAAAUCAUCAAGAUUAUUGGAGGAUAUGGCCACGAAAGGAAUCAAAUAUGUAGAUUGCUAUGGUGUUGACAAUGCACUUGUUCGAGUAGCUGAUCCGACUUUCUUGGGAUAUUUCAUUGACAGAGGUGUAGCUUCUGCUGCAAAAGUUGUCCGGAAGGCAUAUCCCCAGGAAAAGGUUGGUGUAUUUGUAAGGCGGGGUAAAGGUGGACCUCUGACAGUGGUUGAGUACAGUGAGUUGGAUCAAUCACUGGCCUCUGCAAUUAAUCAGCAAACAGGACGACUUCAUUUUUGUUGGAGUAAUGUGUGCCUACAUAUGUUUACCUUGGAUUUCCUUAACCAAGUGGCCAAUGGCUUGGAGAAAGAUAGCAUUUAUCAUCUUGCUGAGAAGAAAAUCCCUUCCAUCCAUGGAUAUACUUUGGGAUUAAAAUUGGAGCAGUUCAUAUUUGAUGCAUUUCCAUAUGCUCCUUCAACUGCCCUUUUUGAGGUAUUACGUGAAGAGGAAUUUGCACCUGUGAAAAAUGCCAAUGGAUCAAAUUUUGAUACUCCAGACAGUGCUCGCCUGCUCGUUCUUCGUCUUCACAGUCGUUGGGUAGUUGCUGCAGGUGGCUUCUUAACACAUUCUGUGCCCUUAUAUGCAACUGGAGUGGAGGUGUCUCCACUGUGUUCAUAUGCUGGAGAGAACCUGGAAGCCAUAUGCCGGGGAAGAACAUUUCAUGCACCUUGUGAAAUUACAUUCUAGUAGUUGAAUUUUGUGAUAUAUGCUAUUCUGUUUUGGCUGAAAACAAUGUAAUUGAUAGGGACGUUUAUUCAUAUAUAUGUAUAGUCCAUUCAUAUGAUCGUAGUUGAUUGAGGUAGAUAAAUAAGCGGGUGAAAUUGGGCAUUGAUUAUUUUCUUUUGGAUAUUGAUGGGGUGCAAUUUAUUAUUCUUGGGCAGAAUUAUCAGCCAUUAUCUGUAUCAUGCAAAUAAAUUGACAUUUAUCCAUAAUAAAAGUGGUGUUUGGUUUAGAGAA